GGUGUACAAGAACAGUGAGGAGCUGAGGACAAGGAUUGCCUCGGGCAUCAUUGCUUCCCUCGGGGCGCCCACAGACAAGGCCAAAAAGGAGCUGGAGGCUGAGAAGAAGGAUCCUGACGUGCAGCGGGACUCUGACCCGCUCAGGGUCCCUCCCCGGCACCCGGCAGGGACGAGAGCACCCUCCUGGCCUCCCCCCUCGAGCCCCUUCGCUGUUGGUGGGGAAGACUUGGACCCGUUUGGAGGUCGCAGUGGGGGCAUGCUGGUGGAUCCUCUGCGCUCUGGCUUCAGGCAGCCUGGUGCUGACCCCUCCUCGGGCAUCCCGGGGCGCCUGCCCCCGGGGGCGGUUCCACCAGGCGCCAGGUUCGACCCCUUCGGCCCCCUGGGAGCCGGGAGAUCCGGGCCAGAUCCCGACCACCUUCCCCCUCCGGGCUACGACGACAUGUUCAUGUGA
Molecule: messenger RNA, 451 nt
Organism: Merops nubicus (carmine bee-eater)
Lineage: Eukaryota; Metazoa; Chordata; Aves; Coraciiformes; Meropidae
Gene: PSMF1
Product: proteasome (prosome, macropain) inhibitor subunit 1 (PI31)
Exons: 4
Biological process (GO): proteasome-mediated ubiquitin-dependent protein catabolic process
Molecular function (GO): proteasome binding; endopeptidase inhibitor activity
Source: RefSeq, a predicted model, not a curated record